GCGCAUGCGUGGUGUAUGUGGCUGCUGCCAGUGCAUGGGAGACACGGCUACUUCUCGUAGUACUGUGAACAGUGAGCUGGCACCCAUGUGGUAGGAGGGCAACAACAGCACCCUGCACAUCUAGCUGCUACCUCACUGUCACCAUGGCUGCCAAUGAGGACCAGGAGAUGGAGCUAGAAGCUCUUCGGUCUAUUUAUGAAGGCGAUGAUUGCUUUAAAGAGCUUGGGCCUUCCGUUUUCCAGUAUCGGGUUGGUGAUGUCGGGGAGUCCAAGGCCUUUCUUGUUGAAAUAACGUGGCCAGAAGCUUACCCUGAAACCGCUCCAAAGAUAUCUAUGGAUGCAUUUUUUAAUAAUCAAAUAUCCCCAGUUAUCAAACGGAGCAUUAUAAACAAGUUACAAGAGCAAGUGGAGGCCAAUCUUGGUACAGCAAUGACUUACACCUUAUUUGAGUUUGCCAAAGACAGUAAGGAAGAGCUAAUGGAAAAUCACCAGCCAUUCAGCAACUCUAUAGCAUUAAUAGGAAAUGACGGCACUUUAGAUCCAUCAAACAUAACCUCGUCUGGUAAGAAAAAAGACAAGAAGGAGCAGUUGACAAAAGCACAAAAGAGGAAACUAGCAGACAAAACAGAUCACAAGGGUGAACUACCGCGUGGAUGGAACUGGGUGGAUGUCAUUAAGGUAACUCCUUCUAGCUUAGUGGCAUUGUAGAAGGUGGGAAAUGUG
This is a messenger RNA of Pseudophryne corroboree (corroboree frog), 722 nucleotides long. RefSeq names its product RWD domain containing 4 (gene RWDD4). NCBI's taxonomy places the organism in Eukaryota, Metazoa, Chordata, Amphibia, Anura, Myobatrachidae. The transcript has 6 exons. The coding region runs from base 144 to 707 and encodes 187 amino acids. Gene Ontology annotation, molecular function: protein binding. The record is from RefSeq and is a predicted model, not a curated record.